AUGGCGGAUUAUUUUGUCGAAGACCCGAAGUACAAUGAAGAUAUUUUUCGGCAUAGGUUCCGUAUGUCGAAACGUUUGUUUCUAAAAAUUGUGUCCGACGUGGAAGAGAACGACUUGGGGUUUCAAGAGGCCCUCGAUGAGCGAGGUAGGAAGGGUUUUACGCCGUUGCAAAAGGUGACAUCGGCUAUUAAACAACUCGCAACUGGUAACACUCCAGACGAGAACGACGAGUACUUGCAUAUGGCCGAAAGAACUUCCCGCGAGUGCCUAGAAUAUUUUUGCGACACGGUUUGCAAAAUAUACGCUCCCGAGUUCUUACGUAGACCGACAAGCCACGACAUGGCACUUUUAUACGAAGCUCAUGAGGAAAAACAUCACCUUCCAGAUGGAAUCUACCCUCCGUGGUCCGUGUUUGUGAAGUCGAUCCCUUACCCUCACGAAGUAGAGCAAAAGAAAUUCAAGAGGCAACAUGAGGCGGCAAGAAAAGACGUCGAACGUGCUUUUGGUGUUUUGAAGUCGAAAUGGGGUGUAUUGAGUCGACCGAUGCGAGCAAGAUCCGUUAGAAAAAUUAGGAGUGUUGUGUACACGUGUAUUAUUUUAUACAACAUGAUUUUGAAAGAUGACAGAAAGGCGAUAGCACCGGUGCACAUUCGGGAUCCUCCGGUCGAGCCCGCUCUAGACGAUACGGUGUUGGGCGAGUUGAUGGAUGAAGACACACAUUGGAGACUAAAACACGAUCUCAUAAAUCAUCUCGCAAGUCAAGAUUUACCCCACCUUUUGGUCGAUUCCGACGAAGACUAG
Messenger RNA from Helianthus annuus (common sunflower), 801 nucleotides. RefSeq lists its product as uncharacterized. The record is from RefSeq and is a predicted model, not a curated record. NCBI's taxonomy places the organism in Eukaryota, Viridiplantae, Streptophyta, Magnoliopsida, Asterales, Asteraceae. Bases 1 to 801 code for a protein of 266 amino acids. The transcript has 2 exons.